Molecule: messenger RNA, 1056 nt
Organism: Glarea lozoyensis ATCC 20868
Lineage: Eukaryota; Fungi; Ascomycota; Leotiomycetes; Helotiales; Helotiaceae
Product: Protein kinase-like (PK-like)
Exons: 3
Coding region: 1-1056 (351 amino acids)
Biological process (GO): protein phosphorylation
Molecular function (GO): ATP binding; protein kinase activity
Source: RefSeq, a predicted model, not a curated record
AUGGAGCCCGCCAUAACCGCAUAUUCUGAAGAUGAGGAAUCCGAGUUGGACAGCGACGAUCUUGACGAGAUUGAUUUGAUAGAGGGGGAUAGUGAGCCCGUCAACAGAUACGGCAGCAAGUUAUACUAUCCUCUGACCAUUGGGGAAGUUCUAGGCCAGAGAUAUACGAUUCGCGGAAACACGGGUGGAGAAUCAGAUGCAACUAAUGACUACCUACUUGGUCAAGGGAAGUCCAAUCUGCUCACGUACCACGAGUGGUUUGAGCUUUCUGCCGCCACAACAUCGCAUGUACAUCGCGUACUGAUAUUUCCCCUGGUGGGCCCGAAUCUUGAUCAGACUUUCUCACACGCGAUGCCUAUGUCUACUCAUAUGUAUUAUCGCAUGUCUGCAGCAUGGCAGUUGCUACUGAGUUUGAAAAAUUUACACGAAGCCAAAAUAGUGCACCGAGAUCUGAACCCAGGAGCCGUAAUGUGGGGAUUGACGAGCCUUGAUGACUACGACACGACCACCAUAUACGAACACCUCGGAGUCCCAAGAAAGUACGAUCUAGGGUGGUUGUGGAAGCCUGGAGAGCUCGUGAAGCCAGCGACAAUCCCUGAAAUGUUGCGUGACGACAGGAUCUAUCUCGGCGACUUUGGGAUGGCCAUCAAAGACGAUACGCCAGUCCCUACCAAGGUGCAAACACCGACCCAGUUCUGCGCCCCGGAGAGGUUUCAUGGUGUGGACCCAAGUUCUGCUAGCGACAUGUGGAGCUAUAUGUACAUUUUUUCGUGGAUUUAUCUUGGUUUCGUUCCCGUUCAACGUCGCGGAGGUGUUGGAGUAAUGUCUGAUCUAGUCGGUAUCUUAGGUCCACUACCUGAACACUGGCACGGCUAUUUCAAGUGUGGUAAAGAGCAAGGUAGCGAUGGAUGGUAUGACCAGAGCCAGGUGCCUAUUGAAAAGAUGACCCUGACCUCGUUGGUAGCGGGAAGGCAGUCUGCGGUCAGCCAAGAGGAGCAGGAAUUAGUUGGAAAGUUCUUGAGAAGGUGUUUCGCUAUAAGCCUACGUACCGCUUAA